Molecule: messenger RNA, 3519 nt
Organism: Eimeria maxima
Lineage: Eukaryota; Apicomplexa; Conoidasida; Eucoccidiorida; Eimeriidae
Exons: 2
Coding region: 1-3519 (1172 amino acids)
Biological process (GO): regulation of transcription by RNA polymerase II
Cellular component (GO): nucleus; SWI/SNF complex
Molecular function (GO): transcription coregulator activity
Source: RefSeq, a predicted model, not a curated record
AUGCUUCCUACUGCUGCAUCAUCAGCGGCAUCUGCUGCUGCUGGUAACAGCAGCAGCAGCACAACCCAUCCACCAACCACUGCAGCAGGAGCAGGAGCAGCAGCAGCAGCACAAUCUGCUGCUGGUGUAUCUCCUUAUAAAGGUAGUGGUUUAUCCCCUGUGGGGAGUACCAGCUUACCAUUAGAUGCAGGCAGCAGCAGCAGCAGCAAGAUAUCAUCUGCUGUACUUGGUGCAGCAGCAGCAGCAGAUGGUACAUCUGCAGCAGCAGCAGCAGCAGCAGCAGCAGCAGCAGGCCCAGGGGUAUCACCAGAAGACGACGUUCGUUCGUUGCACGGAUCUGCAGCAGCAGCAGCAGCAGGAGAAGAAGUAUUAGAUGCAUCUUCUUGCUGUUUAACGGCAGCAGCAGCAGCAGCAGCAGCAGCAGCAGCAGCAGCAGCAGGAGACAAUGGAGACAGGGACGAUGGAGGUCUACUAUCUGAAUCUUUCUUUGAUCCUGCUGCUGCUAGUAGUCCAUCUGCUUCCUCUGAUCUGCAGCAAGGGGCGCAGCUAGCAGGAUUUAUAUCUCAUGGAUACAGCGUAACUCCUGCUGCUGCUUCUCCUGUUGCUGGUGCUGCUGCUGGAUCAUAUGCUGCAGCAGCAGCAGCAGCAGCAGCAGCAGCUGGUGCAUCUGAUGGUCUUUUUGGCUUAAGAGAAGGACAAUUAUUCCUUCUGCAGCAACAGCAGCAACUGCAGCAGCAAUUAGCAGCAAGCAGCAGCCCACCGCAGCAGCAUCAUCAUCAUCAUCAUCAUCAUCAGCAGCAGCAGCAGCAACAUCAUCAUCAUCAUCAUCAACAGCAGCAACAGCAGCAAUUACAGCAGCAGCAGCAGCAGCAACAGCAGCAGCAACAAUCAUAUAUGUCUGCUGCAUCACCAUCUGUUUCUGUUUCUACUACUACUGCAGCAGCAGUAGCAGGAGGAGGAGGAGGGACAGGAGGAGGAGGAGCAGCAGCAGGAGGAGGAGGAGGAGGAACAGCAGCAACAGCAGCAACAGGAACAGGAACAGGAACAGGGAGGAGAGCAGCAGCAAAGAGACAAUCUCCUCAAUUAUCAUCUAGUUUAGCAGCAAGAAUGAUGGCAGCAGAUACAACAAGACAAGGAAGAAAUAAUAAUGCAGCAGCAGCAGCAGCAGCAGCAGCAGGAGGAGGAGGAGGAGGAGGACGUCCAUCAGCAGCAGCAGCAAGUACACCUGCAACAGCAACAGCAACAGCAGCAGGUGUAUCUUCUUCUUCUUCUGCUGCUGUUGGUUCAUGUUCAAGACAACAACACAGACGUACAGGUGCAGCAGCAGCAGCAGCAGCAACAGCAGCAGCAGCAGCAGGAGGAGAAGAUGUAGAUAUAAUGGAUCAAGAUGAUGAUGAUAAUAGUAUACAAGAAGAAGAAACAACAACAGCAACAGGAGCAACAGGAGCAACAGCAGGAGCAACAGGAGCAACAGCAGCAGCAACAGCAGCAGCAGCAACAGCAACAACAGGAGGAGGAGAUAAUAACAACAACAAUAUAACUUCCUCUAUCCAACAAAAACAACAAGAACAACAACAACAACAAGAUAAACAAGAUAAACAACAACAAGAUAAACAACAACAACAACAAGAUAAACAACACCAACAACAACAGCAACAACAGCAGCAACAGCAGCAGCAACAGCAGCAGCAGCAACGUGGUUCACGUGCAGCAGCAAAGAGUAGUAUUCGUAUAAAUCGUAUAACAUCUCUUCGUCGUCGUAAAGAUCGUCGUCAUUGGCGUGACUCCCUCCCCUCUCUCUUCUCUCCCUCCUCCUCCUCCCCAACAACAACCACCACCAGCAGCAGCAGCAGCAGCAGCAGCAGCAGCAGCAGCAGCAAUAAUAAUAUAUAUUAUAAUCGUAGUGGUUUAUCAAUAAGAAUUAGCGAAUUAAUAGCAAAAAUAAUGAAUAAAAAUCAUCAAAUAAUAUGGAUGGAUAGAAGAGACAAAGAAGGAUUAUUCUCAUUAAAUAAUAUUAUAGGGGAAGAAGGUAUAUUUCUUGUAUGGACAGAUAAAGGUAUUGAUUUCCUUGUUGAGAUACAGCAUCUAUUACCAUCAUGUUAUUGCCCAAUAUCUUGUGGUGGUCGUGAGAGACAGAGCAUGCGUCCUUUUUUAUUAUUAUCCUCUGCCUCUGUCUCCUCGUUAUUUCAUGGUGUAUUAAGGAGACAGGCUGUUCUUGUAUACUCUAAGCCAAAGAUUGUCUCCUUUAGGUCUUAUACUGUAGGAAAAAAGACUAAGGCUGCAUUAGCCUUGUCUCUUCCUCAGACUGACCACCAGCAGCAGCAGCAGCAGCAACAGCAGCAGCAGCAGCAGCAACAGCAGCAGCAGCAGCAACAGUUUAAUGGUAAUAGUAAUGGUGGAGGAGAUGCAACAGUUGCGAUGCAGCAACAAGGAGGAACAGAUAUUAGUAAUGCUGCUGCUGCUGCUGCUGCUGCUGCUAGUGGUAGUGGUGGUGGUGGUAGCAGCAGCAGCACACAAGGAGAUACUCCUCGUAGUGCAGCAGCAGGAGUGUCUCCUCGUGGUGGUAAUAAUACAUGUGUAUCCUUAAUGUCUAAUGAUGGUGGUAGAAGAGGACGUCAAUCUUCUGCUGCUGCUGCUGCUGCUGCUGCUGCUGCAGCAGCAGGAGGAGGAUCAGGAGCAGCAGCAAAUGGUACAGGUGUCUCCUCCUCUUCCCCAGCAGGUAUCAAUAUAACUGCAGCAGCAGCAGCAGCAGGAUCGUCAUCAGCAGCAGGAGGAGGAAUAGAUAUGCAGCAAUUAUAUUUAACAAAAAGAGGAAGAGUAAUAGGAGAAGAUUAUAUAUUUUAUAGGAGAAGAACAUAUGAUGACGAAGGAGCAGCAACAUAUAAAUUAUCUGUUGCUGUUAAGAGACAACCUAAACCCUGCAGCAAACAUCAUUUUAAUUUCUAUUUACCUAAUAAUAAACAAUUAUAUAAUAAUAAUAAUAAUAAUAAUAAUAAUAAUGAGUCUCCUCCUCCUUCUUCCUCUUCUUUUUCCUCUUCCUCAUCAUCAGGAACAGGUACAGGAGGAGAUCCAGCAGUAGCAGCUGCAGCAGCUGCAGCAGCUGCAGCAGCUGCAGCAGCUGCAGCAGCAGGGGUUGUUGAUUCAUCAUCUUCAUCAACUUCUGCUGCUGCAGGAGGAGGAGGAGGAGGAGCAGCAGCAGCAUUAGGCAAUCAAUCUGCAUGCAUGCAUGGAUCUGCAGCAUCUGCAGCAUCAGCUGCAGCAGCAGCUGCAGCAGCUGCAGCAGCAGAACUACAACCAUUAGCAGCAGAAAAAGAAGCACGUAAUCAAUUAGAACAAGAAAAGAAGAAAUAUAUAACAGAAAGAGACAACAAAGGGGGAUGGAGGGGAUGGGCAUUUGCUGAGGAUAAUAUAGAUCUUAAUGGUUAUGAUGAUGUAUUACAGUUACCUGCUGCUCUUGCUAGUGAGGUUAGGGUACUAUUAGGUCUACAACAUUCUAUCAUGGCACAUAGAUGCAAGUAA